AUGCGGCCACUGACGGACGCUGAGACGACGACACUCUUUGAAAAGCUCGCUCAUUACAUUGGAAAGAAUCUUGUGCACUUGAUUGACCGGCCUGAUGAUCCCUAUGUAUUCCGUCUGCACCGUGACCGCGUGUAUUACGUCUCGGAAAGCAAUAUGAAGCUGGCCGUGUCCGUAGCACGGCCGAAUCUCAUGUCUCUCGGUACCUGUUUCGGCAAGUUUUCCAAGACAGGCAAGUUUCGUUUGCACAUAACUGCCCUUGACUAUCUCGUGCAGUAUGCACGAUAUAAGGUAUGGAUUAAACCGAAUGGUGAGAUGCCAUUCUUGUAUGGCAACCACGUCGUCAAAGCUCACGUGGGGCGUAUUACGGACGAUACGCCUGAACAUGCAGGUGUAGUGGUCCUGAGCAUGAGCGGCGUAGGACUGGGCUUCGGCGUCACGGCCCGUUCCACGUCGGAUACCCGAAACAUGGACCCCACCAACAUAAUCGUCUUCCACCAGGCCGACGUCGGCGAAUAUCUCCGUGAGGAGGAAACUCUGUUUUAG
This is a messenger RNA of Malassezia restricta, 543 nucleotides long. RefSeq names its product 60S ribosome subunit biogenesis protein NIP7. Gene Ontology annotation, biological process: ribosome assembly; ribosomal large subunit biogenesis. NCBI's taxonomy places the organism in Eukaryota, Fungi, Basidiomycota, Malasseziomycetes, Malasseziales, Malasseziaceae. Gene Ontology annotation, cellular component: nucleolus; preribosome, large subunit precursor; nucleus. The record is from RefSeq and is a predicted model, not a curated record. Gene Ontology annotation, molecular function: RNA binding. The transcript has a single exon. The coding region runs from base 1 to 543 and encodes 180 amino acids.